AAGUGAGCGAGGGAAGGGAACAUAAACAUGAGAGUUAGAACGCAGCCCUAAAUCUACGGUGUUUUUCGGACUGAGAAGAAGAAGCAAGCAGGAGGAAUUACUCCAGGAGAAACUACUGACAUACUAUUGUAAAGAUGGAGUUUAAAGAAGAACCCUGCAGAAUAAAAGAUGAAGAUACAGAGGAACAAAUAGACCUGAUGGAAGUGAAUGAAGACAAACAGCAAAAACCUCAUCAUUUCAAAAAUGAAGAUGAAAGUGAAGUCACUUCUCAGACUGAAAAGAUUUUCACACACAAACGAGCUGGAAAAACUGGAUCUUUCACCUGCUCUGAGUGUGGUAUGAGUUUAACACAUAAAACAAACCUUAAGAGACACAUGAGAAUUCACACUGGAGAAAAACUGUUCACAUGCCCUCAGUGUGGGAAGAGUUUCAUUCAGAAAGGAAGCUUAAAUGAUCACAUGAGAUCUCACACUGGAGAAAAACCGUUCACGUGCACUCAGUGUGGAAAGAGUUUCACUCAGAAAGGAAGCUUAAAUGUGCACAUGAGAAUUCACACUGGAGAAAAACCGUUCACAUGCACUCAGUGUGGAAAGAGUUUCAAAUGCAACAGUCUUCUCAAAGAUCAUCUGCUCUUUCACUCUGGAGUGAGAUUAUUCAGCUGUGAUCAGUGUGAUAAAACAUUUGUUGCACAAUCAUACUUGAGAAAACACCUUAUAGUUCAUACUGAUGCGAAGCCUCACUUUUGUUCUUUUUGUGGAAAAAGCUUUUCACUACUGAGGUAUUUAAAAGAUCAUGAAAGUAUUCACACUGGUGUGAGACCUUAUGUGUGCUCUGACUGUGGGAAGAGCUAUUUUUCAUCCAGCCACUUACAAACACACCAGAGAAUUCAUACCGGAGAGAAACCUUACAAGUGCUUACACUGUGGAAAGAGUUUUGCUCGGCCAGGACACCUGAAAGAUCAUAAGAGAGUUCAUACUGGAGAGAAACCGUACAAGUGCUCACACUGUGGAAAGGGUUUUGCUCGGUCAGGACACCUGAAAGAUCAUGAGAGAGUUCAUACUGGAGAGAAGCCGCACCAGUGCUCUUCAUGUGGGAAGAGUUACACCCAAUCAUCUAGUCUACAGUCUCAUAAGAAAAAGCAUUGCCUGCAGUUGCCUGAAGGGCACGCGUGAUGUAAACGGAAGUACCGACUAAGUGUAAGACUAACGUACUGUCUGAAUAGGUGCUACAUUUGAAUUUGAACUUACUUUUUUAAUGGUCGUUAAGUAUGUACUAUAUAGUAUGAAUGGGGGUAGUAUGAAUGCAAUCCGGACAUACUACAUCCGCCAUGUUAUCAUUAUCACGUGACCUACCGGCGUCAGUUACGUUGCUUCACCUCCAUUCAUAAAUCCUCUCUUGUGGCCUCAUGGGAUAGUAAAGUGUCAAUUGAAUGUGCACUUCAGAAUCUUGCCAGAAGUAGUAGGACAUCCGGGGACUUUUCACCGACUAUUUUUUGAAUUCUAUGAAUUCGGACGUACUAUGUUGUCGUUCUGUUUUUCGCAUACUAUAUAGUAGUGAAGUGUUCGAUUUUGGACGCAGGGUAAGUCAAACGCCCUUUAAAAAAGAAGGUAAAACAACAAUGUCGAACGAUUUUGAAGGAGAAAAUUAUAUAUAUAUAUAUAUACAGUGCACAGCAUAAAUGAGUACACCCCCUCUGAAACUUCUGAAAGUCAGCAAUUACUCAAUUACUUAGAAGACGGUUCUUUAGAGAUAUAAUGUUCCAGCAAGUCUGCUUAAUCAAUUACCAAAGAAGCAUGUCAAAAUUAUUCAGGAAAAUAAGAUUUUCUUAUCAAGGUGAUAACAUGUUGUGUAGCAAAAAUGAGUACACCCUCCUAAAAGUUACUAAAUAAAACGAAAUAAAAAUUUUCUGGUGUAAGUUUAAGGCAAUGUUUGUUCAACAGGUAAGUAUGUUGAACCAAAACAGUUAAAGAGAAGUAAUUUCUUGACAAUUAAAAGUGUUAUAUAGCCCACUGAAUCAUUCUCAGACAACCGUGAACCACUUGGGAGAGAACUGUCAGGAGACUUAUUUCUUCACACAAAAGAGGACAGUUGUACAAGAGGAUUACCAAAAGUGUGAAAAUAUAGCAAAAGUAAUACAGAAAUUCAAAAACAAUGGACUUGUGACAAAGCCCCUGAAAUAAUCAGGCCUUCAUUUUAAGCUUUCAUUUAGUGAUGAGGGAUUUUUUUUGCUAGACAAAGAGCAGGAGAAAUACCAAGCGAGUGUCUCAGAGCCAGCAAAAGCUAUGAAAAGAGUGACUGUUUAUCUCACAGAGUAAGAUGCAGCCUGCAGAAAUGACAUGAAUGGUUGUUGUUCUCACUGGAACUACCUACUGUAGCCAAAGAACAAUAAAGUCAGUCAUUUCCAAAGCCCAUAUUUACAAAAUAUAGAUUCUGGGAAUCAAUACUCUAGUCUCAUGAGACCAAAUCAAUCAUUUUGGAUCUAACAGCAUCCAAAUUGUUAUGGUGUUGCUAGAGGAGGAGUACAGUGAGAAGUGCCUGGUUCCCACAGUAAAGUUCAGUGGUAGUAAAGCUCUUAUAUAGGGGUGUAUGAGUGCUGAAGGUGUGAGGGAGUUGUGCUUUAUCAAUGCUGUCAUGAAUUCCCACACCAUUGUGUAAUUUAAUACACAAACUUGAAACAGAAGAUGUUACCCUUUCCUCAUUCCCUGCAUUGUUGGGCAUUUUUUCAACAUGACAAUAAGGAUAUGCAUUCUCCCAAGGUGAAAAACCUUCUGUGGACAUGUAUUGCACUCAAUCAUAACACUCUUGAACACCUGUGGGGGAUUCUGUAGAGACGAGUUGAGCAACACUCCCCAUUAAAGAUCACGGCAUUUAAGGAGCUCAUCAUCCAGGAGUUAAACAGGACAGAUGUGACAAUUUGUCAUGAACUUGUACACUCCGUGCCAAGAAGGGUCAGAGCAGUAUAUUCAAAAUUAUGGAGGGCAUACUAAGUGCUAGAAUAUUAUACAUUUGUUGAAUUAAAUCUAGGGUGUACUCAUUUCUGCAAUCCUUAAUUUAAACAAAAUUGGCUAAUUUACUUAUUUUAUGGCUAUUAAUGACAUAUAUUUCUCAGUUUUUAUGUACAGUAUAUGUUUAAUACAUUUUAGUUUUGCCAUCUUUCCAUGAAUUGUAUUACUGAUCAUAAAGAAAAUACAUCUUUUGUACUUCUUCAGAGGGGGUGUACUCAUUUAUGCUGUGCACUGUAUAUAUAUAUAUAUAUAUAUAUAUAUGAAUGUAUGGGAUGGCGUGAGUAGUAGUAAACAAUGAGAGAAUUUUCAUUUUUGGGUGGAGUUAACCUUUAAAGAUCAAGAUGUGAUGCAGAAAUAUAUUCCUGACAGAAUACGACAGCUGUAUUGUUGUGUGCUGAGUUAAUGAUGAGUGACAGAAAUAAAACAUGCAAAACUGA
Messenger RNA from Ctenopharyngodon idella (grass carp), 3442 nucleotides. RefSeq names its product gastrula zinc finger protein XlCGF7.1-like. Gene Ontology annotation, cellular component: nucleus. Lineage: Eukaryota; Metazoa; Chordata; Actinopteri; Cypriniformes; Xenocyprididae. The transcript is spliced from 3 exons. Gene Ontology annotation, molecular function: DNA-binding transcription factor activity, RNA polymerase II-specific; RNA polymerase II cis-regulatory region sequence-specific DNA binding. Gene Ontology annotation, biological process: regulation of transcription by RNA polymerase II. Bases 135 to 1172 code for a protein of 345 amino acids. The record is from RefSeq and is a predicted model, not a curated record.